Messenger RNA from Hypanus sabinus (Atlantic stingray), 8307 nucleotides. RefSeq names its product von Willebrand factor D and EGF domain-containing protein-like. Bases 130 to 5622 code for a protein of 1830 amino acids. The record is from RefSeq and is a predicted model, not a curated record. Gene Ontology annotation, molecular function: calcium ion binding. NCBI's taxonomy places the organism in Eukaryota, Metazoa, Chordata, Chondrichthyes, Myliobatiformes, Dasyatidae. The transcript has 31 exons.
UUGCAUGGCGCCGCCUGACUGCACCCGCUGACUUUCUGCAGCCUUUUUUGAUGGGAUUCUGCUUGAAAUCAACAAGGACUCCGCGGUUCAUAGGGAAGAGCGUGGCGCAAAUGAAACGUUGAAUUCACCAUGUCCCCUUUGCGUCUACAAGCAUUAUCUGGUCACUAUCAACUCUUCGGGCUUUUUCUACUCAGCGUGUAUAUAUCUUCUGCACAGUUUGCCCCAGAAUGCUACCCAGGGGGACAUGAAGUUCUCUGGAACCCCUCCCGCAGCAUUCACUUCGAUUCUACUGAGCUCCAGCAGUCUGCAAUCCAAGACCUCAUAUGUGAUCAUUCACUGACACCAGGAUGGUAUCGCUUCAUGAUUCGAGACAAGCCAGCAGAAGUACCAACAAACUGCAUAGAAAUGAAUAAGUGUGGCACACAAGCUCCUGUUUGGCUUUCUCUUGAUGGUUCCAACUCAUUGCCUCGCCAUGGUGAGAUAAGGAAAUUAACGGCCUGCGCUACAUGGCAGUUCUCAGGCAGCACCCGAGACUGUUGCUUAUUUCGGAUCCCCGUCUCUGUAAGGAACUGCGGAGCCUUCUUUGUCUAUUACCUUCAACCUACUCAGGGAUGCAUGGGUUACUGUGCAACUGAAGUCUUUGCAGAAACAAAGUCAACACCCUGUGCACCUGGAGAAGUGGAAAUAAAUGGGACUUGUCGAGCCAGGCUUCCUAAUUUGCCUACUAAGCCACUGAUUACACCUGAGUUAGUAGGCCCCAGUAUCCAUCUCAAGUGCGCUUAUGUUAGCCCAGCGAUAAAUGGCAGUGUGGGAUAUGUGGUGGUAUGGUCCCGGAUUUCCUCACUUCACAUGAAGGAAGAGCUAAAGAGAGACACAACCCGGCAGAUGUUCUCAUUUGUGGAGAUGGAUGGUACUUCUUUAAGGCUGGGGGACACGGUAUACUGCAGCGUAUCAGCUUUCUUGCAGGACUUUCCAGACAUACACAGCUCGUCCAAGAGUAGUGAACCAUUCUUUGCUGGAAUUAAGUUCGAGCCAGAAUCUUUGCACAUAGCUGAAGAUGAAAAGGAGCAUCCUCUGUCGAUCAAAAGUACUAUUCCUAUCCCUUGCCUGGAGGAUAGCCGGAAUCUAAACAAUUGUAAAUUAACUCUGCAGCUAACCAUCAAUGACUCAGACAGUCAGAGUUCUUCACCCCUGAAUGUAGCACUCUCCUCAUGCCAGGUGGAUUUAAUACGGAUACCUUGUGUGGCAGGGGGCUGCGCAAGAAGUACUCUGUUUGUGACAGCUGUGACAGACUUUGCUCGAGAUGGAAAUCGUGUCAGCAACAUUAGGAUUGAGCCUAUUAAAUCAUACAAUUUCUUGUGGCAUGGUUACACCCCAAAGGAUAUGAAGGUCACUGUACAGGACAUUCCAACAGGAAAUUGUUAUUCGUUCACUGAUCCCCAUAUUAUUACAUUUGAUGGAAGACGAUAUGACAACCAUAAAACUGGGACUUUUGUGAUGUAUAAGAGCCUCUUGCGAGAAUUUGAAGUUCACAUACGUCAAUGGGACUGUGGCAGUCGCCAUUAUGCUGUGUCGUGUAACUGUGGAGUCGUUGCUAGAGAAGGCGCUGAUAUCAUUGCAUUUGACAUGUGCAAUGGGCACUUUCAGGAGACCAGGCCUCAUCUGUCAGUCAAAAGCAGUGGGUCAGAAUCACACCAUGUCAAAAUAAUGGAUGCGCACCAUGGGAAGAAAAUCACGAUCAUGUUUCCAUCAGGGGCAUUUGUCCGUGCAGACGUAAGUGACUGGGGAAUGAGCAUAACAGUACGGGCUCCCAGUGUUGAUUUCAACAACACUAGGGGGCUCUGUGGGAUCUUUGAUCGCAGUAGUAGUAAUGACUUCCACGGUGCUGAUGGGAAGCCCAUGGCAGCUGCACUUUGGAAUAAUGACCCCACUGAUUUCAUUGAGGAAUGGAGAAUACAUCCAGGGGAAAGUUUGUUUGACAAGACACCAUCCCACUCUGUGAAAGAGAAAAGAAGAAAUUACUGCAAGUGUCGAAAGAAACAUACAAUGCCCCUCCAUUCCGUGAACAAGUUGACGGGUGGCCAUUCUCACCUACUGUCUAGUUGCAAAGCUUAUGAAAAUGUGGAUUACACAUCAUUAGUUCCUUAUUUGGAUAUUACAGCAGAAUACAUAAACAACCCAGAUCUGUCCUUGUUCAGAAAGCGUGACGUAGUCCAGUCGUCUGAGAGGACAGAUGGACAUAUGGACCUGCUGAAAUACAUUCAAUCACAAGGCGCCAAAGAAGUCACCACCAAAGGCAAGUCACUUAUGUUUACUGAUCACUCAGUGGGAUAUUCCAGAUGGCCAGACAUAAUGGAUUUUGCUGAACCAGAGGUUAAGCUGCGUAGAAUAAGAAGUCAGGGUCCUUUUCAGUUCUUACCAACAUUCACAUUCCAGAGCCUAAGCCAAACUGAUCUGGAAAGCUUUACUUACUUUUUCCCAGAAGACCAUCUGUCCAGGAAUCGACCUGGUGUGCAACCAACAUGGCCAACUCCAAGUGGACUGACAUCAGUUAAGGCCCUGGAGGUAUGCCAACAAGCCCUAGGGAACUCUACCAUUGGUGUAGUGUGUCAUGACAUUCUCGGAAGAAGGCUUAUUGAGGCUGUGGAUACGUGCAUCUCAGACAUGCAGCUUAAAGAUGAUCUUGCUUGGGAGGAAGGGAUGCGGCCUUUCCUUGACAAUGAGUGCGAAAGAAAACUUUUGGAAAGUAGGGUUCAGUGGGCCCAUGGAACAAAUGAUCCUCAUGUUAAAGAGAUUGUUAGAGCUCUCCGUUGUCCAAACUCAUGCAGUAACAAUGGACAUUGCACAGCAUGGGGUUGCCAGUGCUUUGUCAAAUACAGCUCCUAUGACUGCAGUAUUUCCAAUGAUUGGCCUCCUGAGAUUACUGAUCUGGAGAAUAGUGGCUUCUGUGAUAUUCGAAUCUAUGAAUGCAAUAGAAUCAGAGUAUUUGGCUUGGGCUUCAGGGACUCUCCUCACCUCCGGUGUGAAGUUAUCAGCCUGACGUUUAUAAAUAAUCGGUGGGUUCCAGGAGCUAAGCAUACAACAAAGGCAGAGUUCCUCAGCACCAAAGCUGCUGAUUGCCCAAUUCCAGCAUUACCAACUUCUGAAGCAGAGACAGUGGACUUCAUGUUUUCAGACAAACCUUUUGCCAGGUGGCAAGUAAAGAUUACAAAUGAUGGAUCCUUGUUCAGUAAUUCAAAGAUUUUGACAAUUUAUGAUGGCAUAUGCCAGCUCUGUGAUAAUGUUCCAACUGGACUUUGUAAGUUGAAGGAAAAAACAUGCAAUAUAAAUGGACUUUGUUACAGUGAAGGAGACCCAAAUCCAACAAGUCUUUGUUUGCUGUGCAACCCAGACAUGUCCAAGAUCACCUGGUCCAUUAAUGAAAACAAUCAGCCACCUAUUUACCAAGAGUCUCCUACUGAGCUCCAGACAUUUUUUGGUGAAAAUUUUGUUUACCAGUUCACAGCAGUGGAUCCUGAAGGGUCAGCUGUGCUGUUCUCACUGGAGUCUGCCCCAGAGAAUGUCAGUUUAUCACCUGCCGGCCUUCUGAUUUGGAAAGUGAAUUCCCAAAAUUCAGCCAGCUUUGGCUUUACCGUCUCGGAUGAGUGUAAUGCACAAAGCACAUAUUCGGUUCAGGUUGCCGUGAAGCCAUGUGGCUGCAUGAACGGUGGAACAUGUGUUACAAAUAUCAAUUUCCCCCCAGGAAGUGGUGAAUACCUCUGUGUAUGUCCUGUUGGAUUUGAAGGGGAGUCUUGUCAAGAAAAUGUAGAUGAAUGCAAAUCAAGUCCAUGUGGUGUGGGCACUUGUCUGGAUGGUAUCAACAGCUACUCUUGCAGAUGUCCAGCUGGCCUCACAGGACUCACGUGCCAAGAAGAUGUUAAUGAAUGUGAAGAAGUGCCAUGUUUUCCUGGAGUCCCAUGUCUCAAUAGCUUUGGAUCAUUCCACUGUGGAAGCUGUCCCGGAAGGCUGAAGGGUGAUGGCCGAUCUUGCAAAGGUUCAACCACUGUUCCACAGAGCACAAUUACUUGUGCAAAUAAACCCUGCUUCCCAGGAGUUCAGUGUUUUGAUCGAAAACCACCUCAUGUUGGCUUUCUAUGUGGCCGUUGUCCUGCAGGAUUCUUUGGCACUGGGAAGACAUGCAUGAAGAUUCCUCGAUUUGUUUCCCCACAUGUUGCAUCAAAACUUCAUCAACGUUGGGGCCCCACCAGAAGACCAAGCAACCUGCCAGGUGGUAACCAGAAAACUAUGCUUGGGUGCGUUUCCAUGUCUGGCAGGGCAACAAUGGAAAAAGCAGUUACAAAAGCCAAACCACCUCCAGUUCUCAAGACGGAGAAUCCCUAUGUAGCAUUGAGCUUGUCUCCUUCCAUUGCCUCCUUGUCACAGGACACUGAUACUGCUGUCACUGGCACAGCUGCCAUGAGCUCUAGAACUGUAUCUCAGCUGGCUGUUCACCCCAAAGCUCUACAAAGGACAGUCAUUUUUGGGCAGCCUGCCACUUCAGCACUGCGAGCUGUAACUGCAUCUCAAGCUGUUUCCAUUACUCGCUUCGCUAAUGAGUUGGUUCCUAUGGAAACAAAGGUCACCUGUGCUGACAUGCCUUGUUUUAAUGGAGUCCCCUGUGAGCCCACGCAGUCUGGAGGCUUUAAAUGUGGCCGAUGUCCUUUCGGAUACACUGGUGAUGGUAUAAUGUGUCAAGCUAUUUGCAGAUAUCCCUGUGGAAAGAAUAUGGAAUGUGCAGCUCCCAACACAUGUCGCUGUAAGCCUGGCUACACUGGGUAUAACUGUCAUAUAGCAAUCUGCCGACCAGACUGCCAAAACAAGGGAAAAUGUGUCAAACCUGAUAAAUGUGACUGUCCCCCAGGAUACCACGGCCUGACCUGUGAAGAUGCCCACUGCAUCCCAGCUUGUGAACAUGGUGGAUCGUGUACAGCCAGAAAUACUUGCUCCUGCCAUUACGGGUUUGUUGGGCCAAGAUGUGAAACAAUGAUUUGCAAUAGACACUGUCAAAAUGGUGGAAAGUGCACUUCCCCUGAUGUGUGCAAAUGCAAAGCUGGGUGGACAGGACCUUCAUGUGAAACAGCUGUGUGUACCCCUGUGUGUCUCAAUGGUGGCAUCUGUAUUCGACAGGAUGUCUGUAUCUGUCCUCGUGGAUUCUAUGGGCUUCAGUGUCAGAAUGCUGUUUGCAAUCCCCCCUGUAAGAAUGGUGGCCAGUGUAUGAGAAACAAUUUGUGCUCCUGUCCUGAAGGCUAUACGGGCAGAAGGUGUCAGCAGAGUGUCUGUGAGCCAAUGUGUAUGAAUGGAGGGAAGUGUGUGAGCCCUGAUACUUGUGACUGUCCAUCAGGGUGGAGAGGGAAGCGAUGUAAUCAGCCAAUUUGUCUGCAGAAAUGCCAGAAUGAUGGAGAAUGUGUGGGACCGAGUACCUGUCACUGUCAGGCGGGCUGGGAAGGAAUGCUGUGUCAGAUCCCUAUCUGUGAGCAGAAAUGUUUGUUUGGAAGUAAGUGCAUCAGGCCGAAUGUGUGUGCUUGCAGGAGAGGAUACAUGGGAUUAGCCUGUGCAAAAAAGCUUCCUGUUGGACGUGGAUAAGCUGGAAAUGUUGCAGCUGGUUAUUCUGAGGAGUGAGCAGUUACAGCAAUGGAUCACAGAUUUAUAGAGCUACACAGUGAAAUGAUGUGAGGAAGGCAUCAUGCUGUAUGUCUUUGGAAAUCAGUACAUCUUAAAGAAGUGAUCUUAAACUUCCACGAAUAUUUACGUUGCCACAUAUCUGAAACAUUAAUUGCAGGAAGCAAAAAUGUUUGCCUGUAAAUUGUUGUAUAAUUUAUAUGUAAUCAAUUAAAUAUAAUUUUUGAGGUCAUGUUACAGGAUGGUAGAUGGUAUAUUUCUGGUCCCAGUAUUGCCCUGUAGUCUGACUACCUCAUAUAGAUACUUGUUUUCUCAUGGAGCCGAUGUCCUCAACUUCACACGCCAGUGUUUGCAAGAUGACCACUAAUCUGCAUUAUAUUUAUGUAGUGUAACAUCAUGAUGUGCGCUGCUUUUAUCGCAAUGUUGUUGACAUUUUAGACCCUCUCCCCUUGGUGACGUUUAUUCCAAUGAAAACCUAUUAGUAUUGCCGUAAACAUCCUUUUGUCAUUCUCCUUGCAUGUACUGCUAACUUAAGAGUUAGUAGAUGUCAAUUCUCACACAAAAUCCCAUCUAUUGCAAUCAUGGAUGAAACUGGAAUGUCAGUCUGUAUUAAAAAGAGUGGUGGGAGUAAGACUAACAUGUUCUUGCAGAGCUCUGCAUCUUUCCCUUGUCUUAGUUGGUUCAGAUGUUCUCAGCUGCAGCGGAAAAUUCUCCUCUCCCUACUACUGACAUUCUCCAGUUUGCCAUGGGAAAAAAAUAUUUUUAAAACCCGAGUCCUCCUCCUCAGUGAUCGCAGUUCAUUCCUUGCAGAAAGCAAUUAUGUUUGGCAAGUAAGGUGAAGAAGCACCAGGCUGAGCAUUUGUAUCAGGUUAGAAUCUAUUUCUGAUAAGGGUAACACACUCCUGAAUUUACAAGACCAUCAUAAGACAAAGAAGCAGUAUUAGGCCAUUUGGCCUGUAGAAUUUAUCCGCCACUCUGUCAUGGCUGACUUGUUAUACCUCUCGACACAAUUCUCCUGCCUUUUCCCCAUAAACAAACCUAUCAAUCUGUGCUUUAAAUUUAUCCAGUGACUUGGCCUCCACAGCCAUUUGUGGCAAUGAAUUCCACAGAUUCACUACCCUCUGGCUAAAGAACUUUCUCCUCAUCGGUCCUAAAGGGAUAUCUCUCUAUUCUAAGGCUGUGCCCUUUGCUCCUAGACUGGCUCACUCUAGGAAACAUCCUCACCAUGUUCUCUCUGUCUAGGUCUUUCAAUAUUCAAUAGGUUCCAAUGAAUUCCACAUACCCUCCAUCCCAUUCUUCUGAAGUCCAGUGAGUACAGUCCCAGAGUCAUCAAACCAAACAAAUAUCACUUGCAGAAUUCUACCUCUUUUAAAAUGUCAAAUCUAUUUCAUAUCUGGUAGAAAAGUAACAGGAAAAACACAGGAGUGAAACCAAUUGAGUCUUAAGUCUUUUGAAGAGCCAGCACAGACAUAGUAAGCUUAUAUGUGGUAAUAUUCUGUGAAUCUUUAACCUGAAUGAAUAUCUAAAUAUUCUGGGCAGUGUCAUGUAGGGUAGUGUGAAAAGAGUAUAUGAAAACGGUGACUAAUUUAAGAUGAAUUAAUAAUUUCAUUUAAUCAUAUUCUCAUAAGCAGGGAAUUUACUUCAAAUAGCUUUUAGAUUUCAGUAUUACUGUUAUCCAGUCAUAUGAAACUUCCUGCUUACCACACUUUGAUCUGCAUUUCCCAGCUUUUGCAUAUUCCUUAGAUUGUGUUCACUCUUUCGUUAAACAUUCAACCAGAUUGUUUCAUGAGCAGCUCAUUACAAUGACACACAUGGUCACGUGUUAUCCCUGUAUCCCCUCCAUCCAAUCCACCUUCUCUCUGUAACAUAAAACUAACCCGCUUUCUCUCUUUGGCAGUUCUCUCUUUCAUAGCCUUCAAUCUGAAAGCCAUAUUUGUCGUUCCAUGAAGAUUUCCUCAAUGAAAAUAGGCUAUUAAUUUUUAGGUCAACCCACACAAAUUGCUGGAGGAACUCAGCAGAUCAAGCAGAAUCUAUGGAAAGGAAUAAAGGGCUGACAUUUUGGGCUGAGACCUUUCAUCGGCCCAAACUUUAGUUCUUUAUUCAUCUCCAUAGAUGCUGCCUACUCUGCUAAAUUCCUCUAGCAUUUUGUGUUGGUUGCUCUGGAUUUCCAACAUCUUCAGAAUCUCUUGUGUUAUUAAUUUUUAAGCUUUAUAUUGAGGUUGUCUAUGUAGUCUGUUGCACAAGGAGAUUUGUAAACAAGAUGAUAUUGCAUCCUAGUGUUUAGCAUACAUUUACGUGAAAAUCGGAAAAUCUUGUACUGUAGAUUCGAAGAUUCCUCCUUCAAUCUUCAACAGCAACUGUGGCAACUAAGACAAUUCUUGGACAUUUCUUCCACAUUUUCCACUCUUUUGUAAUGAACUAACUUAUUGAUUUAAUGAAAAUAUUAGUUUUAAGAAAAUGUUUUUGUACAAUUUGCUUAUGUAUAUAAAAAGGAAAUUGAGUAUAUCCAUAUCAUGUUUAAGACCAUAUUUGUAAUAUUUUUUAUUCAUUUGUGAAAUCUAAUUUUACGUCCUGAUGUAUAUAGACAGUUCAAUAUUGGAUUAUAUCAUACAUACAAUAUAAUAAAAUGUUUUGAAAAACAGCUUAAAA